AUGGAUCUGAGAUUGCUUAAAGGGGUAUCUGUUGGGGCCAAUGAUGAGGUGCAAUUGUCUCAUCUUCAAUUCGCAAACGAUUCCCUUUUGUUCUGUGAAGUUGAGCUAACAGAGGUGCUAAAUUUGAAAAGAAUUCUUAGAUGCUUUGAACUGGCUUCAGGUCUUAAAAUUAAUUACCAUAAAAGUGUGGUUUGUGGGAUUGGGAUCCCCGGAUCUGCCCUUGUUGAGUUUGCUUUCCUCUUGAACUGCAAGACCCAAAAUUUACCAAUCAAGUAUCUAGGUCUACCCUUAGGUGCAAAUCCUAGAAGGAAGAAAACGUGGAAACCAGUAGUUGAAAAGGUAAAACUAAGGCUAGCUGGUUGGAAAAGGAAGCUAUUAUCUUAUGCAGGUAGAUUAACCUUGGUGAAAGCAGUGUUAUCAAGUAUACCUGUGUACUACUUACCAUUAUUCAAGCUACCUGAGGGAAUUGCCAAGGAUUUAGACAAAAUUCAAGCCUCAUUCUUAUGGGGAGGGCCAGAUCUGAAGCGCAAAAUCCAUUUAGUGAAAUGGUCAGAGGUUACUAAGAGUAUAAAGCAAGGUGGUUUGGGAGUUAGAAGAAUCAGAGAUGUGAAUGUGUAA
This is a messenger RNA of Camellia sinensis, 618 nucleotides long. The record is from RefSeq and is a predicted model, not a curated record. NCBI's taxonomy places the organism in Eukaryota, Viridiplantae, Streptophyta, Magnoliopsida, Ericales, Theaceae.